Molecule: messenger RNA, 4608 nt
Organism: Vitis vinifera (wine grape)
Lineage: Eukaryota; Viridiplantae; Streptophyta; Magnoliopsida; Vitales; Vitaceae
Product: cryptochrome-1
Exons: 5
Coding region: 1032-3155 (707 amino acids)
Biological process (GO): circadian regulation of gene expression; blue light signaling pathway; entrainment of circadian clock by photoperiod
Cellular component (GO): cytoplasm; nucleus
Molecular function (GO): FAD binding; DNA binding; blue light photoreceptor activity
Source: RefSeq, a predicted model, not a curated record
UUAUUAUUAUUAUAUUCACAAGGGCUGAGUCAAAUAGUGAAAAAUAUAUUUAAUUUGAGGAUUGUUGACUCGUAGGCAAUUGGGUAUUUCAUAUUUGAUAAAAUUUCACACUGAAAAGCUCAUACAGUUGAAAAGGGACAAAGACUCUUAAUUGAUUAUUGCUAUAUUUAUUAUUAUUUUAUUAUUAUUAUUACUAUUAUUAUUGAUUUUUCUUUGCAUAUCCUAGUUCUCUCUGGAUAAUAUUGUGUAUUGUGUGCAAAUUAGCAAGGAAUCAUAUGCUGGUGGUUUGUCUCAGAUCUACUGCCUUCAGUCACAUGAAAUCAUCUCUUCUGUCUGUUGGACUGUUGUUCAACAGCUCUAGUCUCUAGGUGCACCCAUGAGCACUUGUUUGGGGUUUCAGGGAAGUGCUCCUCAAUUUGGGGUUGCUUUUCCUGGGAGGAUUUUGGGUGUGCAAUAGGGCUUCAGGGUUGGAGAUAUUUUCUGGGAUUCUGGAAUUUGAUUGGUCGUUUGGUAGUGGAGUUAGAGACUGAUAAGACCUGUGUGUGAGGCCUAACUGGGGAUGGAUAUAUAGGUUGGGUGCAGUAGGGGUUGAAGUUUCUGAACAGUUGUCCGCUUGGGUUUUCUUGAAAACAUUAGCGCUUGUGAGAGGCCAGUCACAUCUUGAUGGCUUAGCUGUUUCAGGCGUUAAUUACUUUUUCCAUCUUUAACUAGGCAAAAUCCUAUAUCUCAAUUUGUUAGGUUUUGGAAUCUUCUACCAUAAUUUGUGGCUUUUGGGUGCUAUCAUUAAUAUUUUCUGGAUAUUUUUGCCAAAUCUGUGACCCCAACUUGGGCUUGAAGUGCUAUAAUUUCGAUUUUGUGUUGCUGUAUGAGUUUCUUGUAUUGGGUAUAUAUAUAUAUAUAGAUAUUGUCUGGUUGAAUCAAUAACCACUAGGAAUUCAGUUGAUGUGCCAUGUUUUUCAUUGCAGUAAUGAUAGAGAAAUUCUUUUAGAGUAUUGUGGUGUAUGGUUUGAAUUGACAUCUGAGCUCUCAAUAUGAGUAGCGACUCGAGGACUGUUGUUUGGUUUAGGAGGGAUCUCAGGGUUGAUGAUAAUCCUGCUUUAGCCACUGCGGCUAAGGAGGGUAGUGUUCUCCCUGUCUUUAUAUGGUGUCCUAAAGAAGAAGGACAAUUCUACCCAGGUCGGGUUUCAAGGUGGUGGCUGAAGCAGUCUCUUAUGCACUUGAAACAGUCAUUGAGAUCUCUUGGGGCUGACCUUCUUUUGAUCAAAGCCGAAUCUACCAUCGAGGCUCUUCUGGAGUGUAUCCAUGCUAUUGGAGCCACAAAACUAGUAUAUAAUCAUCUUUAUGAUCCCAUUUCCCUUGUUCGUGACCACAGCAUCAAACAAAAACUGAUGGAGCUUGGCAUGUCAGUGCAAAGCUACAAUGGAGAUUUAUUGUAUAAGCCAUGGGACAUAUAUGAUGAUAAAGGAAAUGCUUUUACUACUUUUGAGGCUUAUUGGAACAAGUGCUUGAGCAUGCAGAUGGAAUUUGUUUCACUUCUUCCUCCAUGGCGAUUAGUGCCAGCUGCAGGGAAAGUUAACAAUUGUUCGAUUGAGGAAUUGGGUCUUGAAGAUGAGUCAGAAAAAUCUAGCAAUGCUUUACUAGGAAGAGGAUGGUCUCCUGGUUGGAGCAAUGCUGACAAGGCUCUAACUGAAUUUAUUGAGCAGCAUCUGUUUGACUACUCAAAGAAAAGGCUCAAGGUGGAGGGGAAUUCCACAUCUCUCUUGUCUCCAUAUCUUCAUUUUGGAGAAUUAAGUGUGAGGAAAGUUCUACAUUCCGUCCGAAUGAAGCAAUUACUGUGGGUGAAAGAAGGGAACUCUGUCUGGGAAGAGAGUGUGGAUCUUUUUCUCAGGGCAAUUGGCUUAAGAGAAUAUUCACGGUACCUUUGUUUCAACUUCCCAUCCACUCAUGAGAGACCGUUGCUUAGCAACUUGAAACACUUCCCUUGGCAUGCUCACCAUGUCCACUUUAAGGCUUGGAGACAGGGUCGUACUGGUUACCCAUUAGUAGAUGCAGGAAUGAGAGAGCUUUGGGCAACUGGGUGGAUUCAUAAUAGAAUAAGAGUGAUCGUUUCAAGUUUUGCUGUCAAGUUUCUGCUUCUUCCAUGGAAAUGGGGGAUGAAAUACUUCUGGGACACACUUUUAGAUGCUGAUUUGGAAAGUGAUAUCCUUGGUUGGCAGUAUAUCUCAGGGAGCUUACCUGAUGGUCACGAGCUUGACCGUUUGGACAGCCCAGAGAUUCAAGGCUCCAACUAUGAUCCAGAGGGUGAAUAUGUGAGACAUUGGCUGCCUGAGCUAGCAAGAGUGCCCACUGAGUGGAUCCAUCAUCCUUGGGAUGCUCCCUUUACUGUGCUUAAAUCUGCAGGGGUAGAGUUGGGACAAAACUAUCCAAAACCUAUUAUUGAGAUAGAUUUGGCUAGAGAGCGUCUAACUGAAGCUAUAUUUAUGAUGUGGGAAAAGGAUGCUGCCACAAAAGUUGCAAACUCAAAUGGGACAAAUGAAGAAGUUGUCGAUAACUCUGAUAGUAUUGAAAACUUAUCCAUUGCAAACGUCAGUGUGAAAGAAAAGACUCCUUGCCCUACCAGUUCAUCCCAUGAUCAGAGGGUGCCCACAUUUCAGAAUUCCAAGAGUGGUUUGUUAAAUAGGAAGAGGGCAAAGUGUAUUGAAGAUGAGAAGCUGUCUCAAAAUAACCUGCACAACUACGACCAUGGAUGUGGGACUUCAAGAGCAGAUGAAGAUUUGCGCUCUACAGCUGAAUCUUCUUCAGCCAAGAAGCAGGCCACUAGCAGAACUUCGUUCUCUGUUCCACAGUCUUGUUCCUCAUCAUCAGAAGGCAAUCCUUUGCAGGAGUAUGAAUCUCCUGGUCUGAAGCAACCAUGGCCAGAACAGAUUGUCUGGGAAAAAACUUCAAGUAAAGAUGAAUAUCAAAAUCUGCAAAAUCCAUUCAAACUCAAUGACCUCAAUUAUUUGGUGUGGUCUCAACUAGUGCGAACGUUUUUGAAAGGAAAAGGAAAACGGAGUCAUCUAAUUAUACUUGUUCCAAGUGAAGACAAUCCAAAGUUUAUAGCAUGGGAUAAAGAGGAUUCAAUGAUUAUGUCAUGGUUGUGGAAUUCAAUGUAACCAGAGAUUAGUGGGACGUUCAUCUUGUUAAGGACAGCUAGAGAUAUUUGGGAGACUGUUUGACAAUCAUACUCUAAAAUGAGGGAUGCUAUCCACAUCUACGAAAUAAAGACCAAGAUUGGUGCUACCAAGCAAGGUACGUUUUUUGUCACUAAAUACCAUAACAUCAUGAAAAGCUUGUGGUUGGAAUUAGAUUACUAUCAGAAUAUUAAGAUGAAGUGCAACGAAGAUGCUGCCAUGAUGCUUAAAUUUGUUGAAAGGGAAAGGGUAUUUGAUUUCUUUGCGGGUCUUAAUGUGGAAUAUGAUCAAGUUAAGGUUCAAGUCCUUGGAAAAGAAGAUCUCCCUCCCCUAAAUGAAGUCUUCUCAUUAUAAGAGCAGAAGAAGGAAAAAGGAGUGUUAUGCUUGACACUCCAACAACAGAAGGUUUAGCUCGUCACUAUGAAGCCAAACUCCAUACUGCCAUACAACAAUUAUAUGGAGGAAGUGAAGUGUCCAGAUCACUAGUCAAUAAAGAUGGCUUGUGGUGUGUCUGUUUUAAAAAACUGAGGCAUACGCAAGAGACUUUUUGGAAACUCUAGUGAAAGUUGCAAUCAUUUGGUAUAGGAAAUGGAAAUUGAUAAGCACGAUCUGGACAAUGGAAUGGUCAAGCCCAUAUUGGUCAAUCUGAAGAGAAUUCCCAGCCAAAAAUCUCAACUUCUAAUGAUCCAAAUGAUGGUAGAUUGAACAAAGAAGAGAUUGAGAAGCUCCAUAGCCUUCUGAAUUCAAUGAAUAAGCCUAUUGCUUCAUGUGCUCUUGCCCAAUUAGCCAAGUAUCCCAUUUCUCAUGUUCUUGGUGUUUCAAAGUAUUGUUUUCCAAGUACUUGGGUCCUUGACUCAGGUGCUAUUGAUCAUAUGACCUUUUCUUCACACUGUUUUUCUUCUUAUAAUCCAUGCUCUGGGGAUAAAAAAAAAAUUAAAGUUGGGCAUGGCACACUAGCAACUGUGGAGGGCCAAGGAAAAAUUGCUUUAACUUUGACUAUCACAUUAAAAUAUUUGUUACACAUUCCAAAACUUUCAGCUAACCUCUUGUCAAUUCAUCAAAUUUCUAAAGAUUUGAAUUGCACAGUCACCCUUUUCCCAUCUCAUUGUGUGGUCUAGGACCAAGCCACGGGGAGGACGAUUGGGCAUGCUAAGGAACAGGAGGAUUUGUAUCUACUUGGAUCCAGUUUUGGGAAUGGUGAUUGUAUGCCACUCUCUCAUUUUUCAAAAAAGUUCCCAUUGAAUAAAGCCAAAUAUGGUUUGCAUCAUCUUCGUUUAGGGACGUCCAUCUUUUUUUUGCUCAAAAAAAAUGUUUUCUUUGUUAUUCAAUAGAUUGGAUGUUAAUAGUUUUCAUUGUGAGGUUUGUCAAUUAGCUAAACAUCAUUGUGUCCUAUUUCUUGUAAGUAAUACAAAGUCAACAUUCCCUUUCUUGUUAA